GGCGGAAGCAAGAAGAAGAACAUAAACAAAGCAGCUUUGACUGUAGGGAUCGCAGAACAAAUCAUUUUUUGUAUAUUUUUAAUAUUGUUUGAUUUGUAUUUUUGCUACAAGGGUAUGUACAUUAAGCGAGUUUACUUGCUUUAGAAACGUGAUGUGUAGGUAAAAAAACAAACAAAACGAAUGCCGUUAAUUGUAGUAAUAUUGCUCUUGCUCUAAUUUUAAUUUGAGGUGUUUUAUAUUUGAAAAGAGAUUACAAUGUCGCUUUUUAGUGUCCAAGCGAGGAAACAUACAGUGUAUUAUGACCAUCUUCUGUCAGGUGGGAGGGCUAUAAAUCGAGAUGUAAAAGACUCGGUAAAUUCGGUAACACUGGAUUCUGUAAACGAGGACAAUGGCAAGACGUCGGAAAGGAGUAGGCAAGUGAACAGAACAUAUGUGGUUUCUACACCGCAGACUCCUUACCACGGUCGCCUCACACUACAGAGGAGGUCAAAAAGGAAAUCUGGGAGUGAACGAACAUUUGUAGUAGACAACAGCCAGAGCAGCACGCCAGCAGCAGCAGCAGCAUCAGCGGAAAAGAGACUGACACUGCAGAGAAGAACCAGGACGCCUUCGUCCAUGGAUAAGAGCGUGAAUCGCGGGUCGAGGCUUAGCAGCAAUGCUCACCUCGCUGCAUCAAAAGUUUUGACUGAACCAAACGGCAGGACAACCGCUUUGGUUCGCUCAGUUAGUUUGAAAGAUGGAGGAAAAAGUUACAGAAGAAAAAGUGGUAUCCGCAUCGAAGGCAAGGCAAAGGUGACAAACGGCUCAACGCCUUUGUUACUAAAAUCUACUGCUAGGCAUUUGGAGAAAGAUGACAAAGGUUUUAACACACCCACCAGAAGGACCCAAUUUGAGAAAAUAGCUGCAAAGCGAGAUGUGUUUGAAAAACUGGCAGCUAAGGAAGCCUCUAAACCACUGCAUAAAACCUCAAGUCUAGAAAGAUCCAAGUCACGAAUACAGCAAAAUGGUGAUUCAAAACCUGUUCCAGCUCCCAGAGUUGGCAGAGUCACAAACUCUGUGACCAAUCUGAGUACCACAACUGCCACUCCAAGAGGAGAGUCCGCCAGGCCGAGAACAACCACCACUGCACCUACCCCAGUGCAACCGGAACAGUCCCUUUCCCGACCAAGUGAAGUUGUGAAGCAGCCAGAUACUCUACAAAUGGAAAACAGUGCAGUUACUGUUGCAGUUCGUGUCCGCCCUUUUAACACCAGGGAAACGACAGAGAAAACUUUGCAGGUCAUUUUUAUGAAUGGCCAAGAGACUGUAGUCCACCAUCCAGACACAAAGCAAAGCUACAUUUUUGCGUACGACUUCUCUUUUUGCUCAGUGGACAUCAGUGACUCUGCCUUUGCAAGCCAGCAGACGGUUUAUGAGAGCUUGGCCAAACCUCUCUUACACCGGGCAUUUGAGGGUUACAACACCUGUCUCUUUGCCUAUGGUCAAACUGGCUCAGGGAAGUCUUACACAAUGAUGGGGUUUGGCGAUGAGGCAGGCAUAAUCCCCCGAUUCUGUGAAGAUUUAUUUUCAGAGUUGACUUCUUUGAAAAGUGAAAAGGUUAAUUGCCAUGUAGAAAUGAGCUAUUUUGAAGUGUACAAUGAGAAGAUUCAUGAUCUGCUUGUCACCCGGGAUGAUCCCAAUCAAAGGCACAUGCCAUUGAGAGUCAGAGAACACCCAGUACAUGGCCCUUAUGUGGAAGCACUUUCUGCUAAUGUUGUGGGCUGUUAUGAGGACAUUCAGGGUUGGCUACAGCUUGGCAAUAAACAAAGAGCUACAGCUGCAACUGGAAUGAAUGACAAGAGCUCCAGAUCACACUCUGUCCUCACCUUAGUUAUGACCCAGACUAAAACUGAGUUGGUUGAAGGAGAGGAACAUGACCACAGCAUCACCAGCAAGAUAAACUUGGUGGAUCUGGCGGGCAGUGAACGCUGUAACUCAGCUAAAACCAGUGGGGACAGACUCAGGGAAGGUGCUAGUAUCAAUAAAUCCCUUUUAACGCUUGGAAAAGUCAUUUCAGCGCUUUCUGAGCAGGCUUUGAGCAGAAAGAAGGCUUUCAUACCAUACCGCGAGUCUGUUCUUACCUGGCUGUUACGGGAGAGUCUUGGUGGAAACUCAAAGACGGCCAUGAUUGCUACGCUCAGCCCAGCUGGUUGUAGUGUGGAUGAAAGCCUCAGUACCCUGCGCUAUGCUCAGCAGGCUCGGACUAUCAUCAAUGUUGCCAAGGUCAAUGAGGAUACCAACGCCAAACUCAUCAGAGACCUAAAGGCAGAGGUGGAGAAGCUAAGAGCAGCUCAGAUGAGCGCCCAAGGUGUAGAGCCUGAGAGAGUCAAACAGUUUCAGCAGGAGAUUGUGGCCUUAAGGAAUAAACUGUGCCAGCAAGAAAAAGAAAUGGUGGAGGCCAACAGGGCAUGGAGAAAAAAACUUGAAGAAGCAGAAAUUCGUAAACGUGAUGAGGCCAAGGAGUUGCAGAAAGCUGGUGUGACAUUCAAAGUAGACAACCGUCUUCCAAAUUUGGUCAACCUCAAUGAGGAUCCACAGUUGUCUGAGAUGCUUUUAUACAUGAUCAAAGAGGGCCAAACAACAGUAGGGAAAAUGAAAUCUAAUUCAACCCAUGAUAUUCAACUGACAGGAGCUCUGAUUGCAGAUCAACACUGUGUUAUAAGCAACAUGCAAGGUACUGUAAGCAUUACGCCAAUGGAAAAUGCCAAGACUUUUGUUAACGGCAGUCUCAUUUAUGAAUCCCAUGUUCUUCAUCACGGCGAUAGAGUGAUUUUGGGUGGGGACCACUACUUCCGCUUCAAUCAUCCAGCAGAGGUUCAGUCUGGGAAGCGGGUGUCUUGCUGGACAGGUGCAGGCGAUGGGCACAAAGAUUUUGAAUUUGCCAAAAAUGAGCUGCUUGCAGCUCAAAGAGCACAACUAGAGGCAGAAAUUGAAGAAGCCAAUUUAAAGGCUAAAAAAGAAAUGAUGCAGGGAAUACAAAUGGCGAAAGAGGUGGCACACAAAGAACUCUUGAACCAAAAGGCUCUUUAUGAAGACCGGAUUCGAGCACUAGAAAGAGAGCUGCAUACAGAAAAUGAACGCAAACGUCAGCAGGAACUAGACAAGCAAAAGGUGGCUUGCCAGAUGAAAGAUCUCAAAAUGGCCAAGUUGGAGUUGGAACAAGAGGUUGACACCCAGAGGAAACGCCUCCGCUUGCACAUGGAGGCCCAGGCAAUGGAGGAACAUCGGGUCACUCAAGCUAAGAUUGUGGAGGCUCUUGAGGCGGAAAAAAAGAAAAUCAGCAGGGAGCUUGAGGAAAUCCAAAAGAAAAGAGCUUUAAGGGAAAACCAAAGUGUCAAAAAUGAUUCUCCUAAAUGGAAUGCAAUGAAGCUGUCCUUAAUGAUUGAAGAAGCCAACAAGAUAAGUACGAAGCUUCGGAAGAACACAGUUUUUAGCAGACAUGAAAGCUCUGAGAAUGAUCAAGGUGGGCUCCAUGUUCGGGUACAGAACACAAAGCUUGGGAUCUCCACAUUUUGGAGCUUGGAAAAAUUUCAAAACAACAUGGCUGUCAUGCGAGAACUUGAACAGGAGGAUUCUAGCUUUAAAGAUGACGAUGUGUUUUAUGACCCUGAUGAUGAGUGGGAGCAAGAUAUAUCGGCCUCCUCUUCCUCCUCUUUUUCACGGCGCAGGAGUAGAAGCCUGUUAAAAAGUAGGAGAAUUUCUGGCAAACUGUACGAGAUCAGAGUUCAUCCAAUCCAGAGUCUUCAUAAUGGUUCCACCCAAACUUCUGGUUUAAUGGGUGGUACCAAACCUCCGUCCACUUCUCCAAGCUCAGCAGACUCUGCCAUACCAGGAAUCUGUAAGGAGCUGAUUGGCCAAUCAGUAGCUCUUCUCCGGAGUUGUAAUACCUCAGAGGAAAGUUUGGCAGACCGACUGGCCUCUGAUCUAUACAUAGUUUACACAGCAGCCCAAACGAUCUCUGAUUUGUAUGACAGCCUGGAUGAGGACAAUACAGAAAAUGUAUUCAUAGGUAACCCUGUAGCACAAACUCAAAUGGUCAAGUCGACUAUAGCCAUGGAGAGUGCGGUGUUUGUCACCAUGCAGUGGUUGGCAAUAGUGAAGUCUUCCUCAGGCCUGCUCUACACAAUCACAGAAGAACUUAAGAGUCAAGUGAAGAAAAUGGGAGGAUUUUUUCAACUUCUGAUACAGGGUUGUGAGUCUGAAAUUACGUCAAUGGUGACAGAAGCUCGGCGGAAGAGUAGCCAGUGUCUGAAUGCAGCGUUGGUUACGAUUUGCCACUUGGCAGCAGUGACAGGCUUGCCUCUGAAUACUAUUGCCCUCACAGCUCAAGCCACUGGCAAGCCUUCAAUGAUCACAUCUCUGCUGAAAGGAACUAGUAAAGGGCUUCAUUCUCUCUUAGAGGAGAACCUCAACAUAACCAGAGAAAUGCUGAGGGAUGCCCAGUUGGCGUAUCCACAAAAUCCGGUUUUACAAAGCCUUAAAUCAAAGGUACUUGACUUGGCUCGUGCUCUUCAGAACUACAUGCUUUACCAUAUCUCUGAAAUGCAGGAGAAAAAAGAGUUUGAAGAAGCAGCUUCAACUUCAAGUUGCCAAAAACUGAGAACAAUAGUGACCCAGUUGUUUGAGCUAAACCAAGUUCUUGGACAGCUGAAUUGUUCUUUAUCCACUGCACUUCGAGGGAUAGACACAGAUGUUAACGUUGGAGGCUCUAGAGACCUUAUCUCAUCAUCAGCCAGAAGAGUGGAUGAGCUCAUAACUGGUCUCUUUAAGGACAGAGAAGGGAUGCAGUCUGCCCCAUCUCCAAAUACUGUACACAAUGAUAUUAAUUCUGCCCUCCACUCACUGUGCCUGCCGUGGCCACAGCACGCAGAAGGGGAGGGAGGAGCAGACACUUCAGAGAGGAGCUCAGGAAGUGAUGCCUCAUGCCAAAAAAGUGCUACCAUUCACAGCACAGUCAGAAAUAGAGUUUUUAGUAAAGUAGUCUACGCUUUGCCUUCAGGUGGGAUAGGUGGAAGUCCACGCUGGGUUUAAUGCUUAUUUAUUUCUGUUUUUAAAUCACGUUUUACUGAAAAAAUCUCUUCCAGUGCUUUGUAAGUGGUACAUUCUCUGUCAUAAAUCGAGAAUAUUGCAAUGUAUGUAACAGAUUUCAUCUGAAUUUUAACAGCUUCUUUGGUGUUAUAUUAUCCUUUUAUACUUGUGAUUUUAUCACGCACACACACACACACACACACAGGCAUGUAAUAUUUUCUACCAUGUUUCAAUACUUGUAAUGUACAGGGUCUCUAAAAUACAUGCUAUAAAUAAACAUGCAA
Boleophthalmus pectinirostris (great blue-spotted mudskipper) is the source of this 5351-nucleotide messenger RNA. RefSeq names its product kinesin family member 14 (gene kif14). The record is from RefSeq and is a predicted model, not a curated record. NCBI's taxonomy places the organism in Eukaryota, Metazoa, Chordata, Actinopteri, Gobiiformes, Gobiidae. Gene Ontology annotation, biological process: microtubule-based movement. Bases 256 to 5070 code for a protein of 1604 amino acids. The transcript is spliced from 29 exons. Gene Ontology annotation, molecular function: ATP binding; microtubule motor activity; microtubule binding.